UAUUUUACAGCUGAUGUCUCCCCAGUCUUUGCCCAUGCUAGGGCAUUGUAUCUCUCUACUUCUGAAUCUGUCUGAGGCUGAGAAAAUGAAAGAACUUCAAGUCGCUGCCCUGAAAUGUCUUACCAGCUUUGUGCCAGAUGAUGAUGAGUCGAUAGUAUACGGAGAAGCUUCUAAAUGUUUUGCAUCAUUCCUACCUGGCCUCUCAGUGACGAUCAGCAGAGUCAUCUUAGCCAACCCAAGACAAGGGCAGAAUGUGACAAUGAAUGCAAUUGAAUGCUGGUCCAAACACAUCUCCAUGGUGAUGGAUGACAGACUCCUCCCUCUGGACAAAACUAAAAAAUCUGAGGAUGUGACAAAGAGACAGCUUCUCCAAGAUGGUGAGGAGUCGCUCCUAGUUUCCAAGACGGAGACCUGGCUCACUGGAACCGCAUCCAAACUGGACAUUCUCAUCGCUAAGAUUGUUACCAUGGUAACCAGUAGAAGCUGGAGAGUGAGGCUUGCUUUGGUUAGGUUUGCAGAAACUCUCAUCAUCAGAACAAAGAGCUCCAUGUCCUGCAGCAUGGGCAAGGUGUUGGAGGUCUUGGUCAGUCUGGCCCAGGACAGAUAUGACCAGGUGUCCAGCCCUAGUCAAGCCAUCCUGAGGUCAAUGGCUAAAGAGUCCUUGACCGUAGAGAGUAGAAUGCUGAGUGAGCUAUUGGAGGAUAAUCUUCAUAGACUUGUCACUCUACUACCAAGGAUCAUCAGAACAGCAGAUGAUGAGGAGAAAUUGUCCACUGUAACUGCUAUGGUUGGAUACGUCAAGCUGCUCGGUCACAGACUGAAUUCACUUCUCAACUCAGCCCCUCACUUGAAGAGAUUAUCCAUAGCUUUACUACAAGCUCUAGAGCUCAGCAUAAGGGAUACAGGAAUCUUAGAAACUACACCAGCACCUCAAACAGGUACAUGUAGUACUGUCAUCCAAAGGAGCAUGCAUGUUGAUCUAAGUUCUAUUCCCACAUUUGAUUAAGAAUACAAAAAAUGGAUACUUGAAGCACAAAUUAGAAAUAUAAGAUGAAGAGA
This is a messenger RNA of Strongylocentrotus purpuratus (purple sea urchin), 1059 nucleotides long. RefSeq names its product TELO2-interacting protein 1 homolog. Lineage: Eukaryota; Metazoa; Echinodermata; Echinoidea; Camarodonta; Strongylocentrotidae. The transcript has 7 exons. The record is from RefSeq and is a predicted model, not a curated record. Gene Ontology annotation, biological process: chromatin remodeling. Bases 14 to 1006 code for a protein of 330 amino acids. Gene Ontology annotation, cellular component: cytoplasm.